Molecule: messenger RNA, 1331 nt
Organism: Thunnus maccoyii (southern bluefin tuna)
Lineage: Eukaryota; Metazoa; Chordata; Actinopteri; Scombriformes; Scombridae
Gene: ccdc167
Product: coiled-coil domain containing 167
Exons: 4
Coding region: 98-415 (105 amino acids)
Source: RefSeq, a predicted model, not a curated record
CCAAAGAGGGGAAGAAAUUAAACGAGGAAGAAGAAAUACUUCCGCAUAGUCACAGCUUCUCUCAGGACAACAGCAACAGACUCAUUCUUGUCAUAAAAUGGCCAAAUUGAAAGACAAACGACGAGAGAAAAUCAGUGUCGCCACUGAGAUUGACCGUUUGGAGGAGCGGCGGGCGCGUUGCCAGGGCAACCUGGAGAGAGCAGAGUUCAGGAGCAGGAAAGAGAAGCUCUCUGAGAAGGAGAGACAGGAACUGGAUGAUGAAAUGGCAAUUAUGAAUGAGAGGGUUGAAAAGUUAGACAAGGAGCUGCAGAUGUUAAGAGGAGAGAACAGGAAGAACAUGCUGCUGUCAGUGGCUCUGCUGGCUGUCAGCGCUCUCUUCUACUACAUCUUCAUCUACAGUGAAGAAGACUCAUGAUACCAGCCACUCUCUCAAAGGGACCUACUGCUCUUCAAGGAGCUCAGGACAGGCGUGUCAUUAGAUUGACGGUCAGGCCAGGACUUUGCACAUGCAGCAGUACAUGAAACAACUGAUGUGCGUGUUGAGGAAGUACCUCAGUUCUGCCUCUAGAUGGCAUCUUUGUCAUUUUCAUGAUCUUUUUUUGGUAAUUAUGUUGGAUUUAUCCAGCACAGUGUUCCCACCCAACAAAGUUACUUUUUGCAAGUCAAAGUGCCACCUGUCAGCAUCAUGCUGUCAUCACACAGGCUUAUAUGAGCAAACAUCAUAAAGAGAGAUGCUGCCUUGUCUCAGCCUCAGCAACACUGUGUUUUGAUAGUUUGUGUUAAUACUAAACUAUCAGGUGACAACAUUGAAUAUUCAGUGUGUGCCUUGCCUGUUGGUCACCUCAUGAUAAUCCCAACCUACAUAAUGGACAUCUAUACACUGCUGCAGGUGAAACGGGAUUGUAUAACCAGCGACUUAGUACAUUUUGUAACACAUACAUGUAUGAGGUUAUAUUAAAGUGAGUCGUUUUGUCAUUUCCCUAGCUUCACAUCUUUUAUUUUCAGCGCUGUAUGAAGACUUUACUGUAUAAAAUGACAUCUGACAUGAGGAAGAAUGUAUAUACAAAAAAAUGUUUUUUCACAGAAAUAACCAAUUAACUGUAAAGUUUGCCUUAUGUCAUAACUUAAAUGUAUUAUUGCUCUGUUUUAUACAAUACAUUGGUCAGACACUUUAUCAAAUGGUGCCAAUCAAAUCUGCUUUUCUAUUUUUCAUUGACAUAUGAAUAAAUAUAUUCACUAAUGCAUGGUACACAUGACGUGCGGUUAAAUGGAUGAAAAUAUGUGACACAUUUGUUUCUCUUAUUAAAUAUGAGUUUUGGCAAUACAGCAGA